Molecule: messenger RNA, 1965 nt
Organism: Peromyscus californicus insignis
Lineage: Eukaryota; Metazoa; Chordata; Mammalia; Rodentia; Cricetidae
Product: diphosphoinositol polyphosphate phosphohydrolase NUDT4B-like
Exons: 1
Coding region: 47-592 (181 amino acids)
Biological process (GO): adenosine 5'-(hexahydrogen pentaphosphate) catabolic process; diadenosine pentaphosphate catabolic process; diphosphoinositol polyphosphate metabolic process
Cellular component (GO): nucleus; cytoplasm
Molecular function (GO): endopolyphosphatase activity; bis(5'-adenosyl)-pentaphosphatase activity; bis(5'-adenosyl)-hexaphosphatase activity
Source: RefSeq, a predicted model, not a curated record
GGAGCAGCACCAGAAGCAGCAGCAGCAACAGGAGCCCGGCUCUAGAAUGAAGUUCAAGCCCAACCAGACGCGGACGUACGACCGCGAGGGCUUCAAGAAGCCGGCGGCCUGCCUGUGCUUCCGCAGCGAGCAGGAGGACGAGGUGCUGUUGGUGAGUAGCAGUAGGUACCCAGACCAGUGGAUUGUCCCAGGAGGAGGGAUGGAGCAAGAGGAGGAGCCCGGCGGUGCUGCUGUGAGGGAAGUAUAUGAAGAGGCUGGAGUCAAAGGAAAAUUAGGCAGACUCCUGGGAAUAUUCGAGCAGAAUCAAGACCGGAAGCAUAGAACAUAUGUUUAUGUUCUGACAGUCACUGAAAUAUUGGAAGACUGGGAAGAUUCUGUGAAUAUAGGAAGGAAGAGAGAGUGGUUCAAAGUAGAAGAUGCAAUCAAGGUUCUGCAGUGUCAUAAGCCUGUCCAUGCAGAGUAUCUGGAAAAACUAAAGCUGGGGUGCUCGCCAACCAAUGGGAACUCCACCAUCUCUUCCCUCCCAGACAGCAACGCCUUGUUUGUGACUGCUGCUGCACAGCCCCCAGGGGUGCCAUCCAGUGUAAGAUAGAGCUGGGGACCCUCCCCCCACCGUGUCCUGUCGUGAUGUCACAGGGAGAGGCUUUUUUACUUUUCUUCUAACACAUAUGACUGCUGCUGGCAAACUCUGAAUCUGCCAGGCGGGGAUUUCAAAUAAUUUGCAUGUGUUUCAGAUGCUUUCAAGUCUUUUAAAGUAAACAACAAAGUAGCAUAAAAAUAUUUUAAGAUGCCAAAGCCAUGUGGGAUUUUUUUAGAGCCUUAAUUAUAACCUUCCACCCCAUUACUUUGGUUUUCAUUUUUUAUGACCCACCCCCCACCCCCACUUUGUCCACUUGACAUCAUUCUGUGGUUUAUUUUGCCUGGUCUUAUUAAAUAAGUUGUUGGGUAUGUAUUUUCACACACACACCAUUUUUUUCUUAGAGUAUCAAAUAGUCACCUGAUCUUUGUGUUGGGAAUUAAUGAAGAGAUCCUCAGUAUUUAAAGAUAUAUUCACCCCAAAGCUUGUUUAAGAGGGUCCUAAUCUCCAUUUGUAAACUACAGAUUUGGGCUGUCGCCUUUGACAAAGUACUUCAGUUCACUAUUUCCAAUAAUUUGAAUGUUCACAGCCAGUAGUGUCACCGUCAACCUACUAGGACCGUUUCCUCUAACACUGUAGUGAUUCAGUAUAAAAUACAAAGAGCUCGUCAUCCUAGGGAAAUACUGUCAGCAGCUUGCAUGUGACUGAGCACAUCUCAUCCUGAGAACUGUAUUUAUAGACGUUUAUUAGCAUACCAAGUUGUCAGUUCCCUCUGUAACCCUUUGAACAUAGGAUAUAUUAAGGCCACAUUUCCCUCGAUGGAGAUUGCGCUUUUUUUUUUUUUUAGUGACAUCUCUUUAGAGAUUGUUAAAACAAUCAAUUUACCGCAGGAUUCGAAUCUAACCUUGAGUUCCAGUCAGUGAUGACUGUUACGGCUAAAUAAAAUGGCCAUUUCUGUUCUUCGCUGUUCCAGGCCUAAGGCAGGGUGCAUCUGAAUCUCUCCUGUUGUCUGAGUGUCAGUGAGUGGUCUGUUGUGUAAGUUAACUGUAGGGGACCCAGAACAUAGGAGCCAUCCUGUGAAAGAGAACCUGGUCUGGAACUCGUACACUUCCUCCAGGUCGGAAGUGACAGGGGAGGGGAAAGCUUCGACAGAUGUGGGAUGAGGAAAAGAUCAUUCUUUAUGUAGCCACCGUUAACCUUUUGUAAAUACUCUCACUGGCAAGCGUAAAACAGGGAACCCAUUAAGACCUUUGUUCUGUAACUUGUUAACCUCCAAAAUGUAAUCGCUGCUGAAAUGGUCCUUACGUCUAAGGAAAACUGGUUCUGAGAAUGAGAUCUUGUGCCACAAACGCAGCGGAACUAAAUAAAAUUGUUAGUUUACAAAUUAA